AUGACUGCCUUAGACGAUGCUCUGGAGGCUCCCGAAUGGAGCAGCCUCGGAGCUGUCCGAACAGCGAUUCGGAAGCAGCUAACGCAACGAGGUCCAGGAGCCACAAAUCCGUCGGAGGAUGUUAUAAAUCACUGGUCGGGGGAAAUGAUGGGGGUGUUGAACGACAUGAACAGCGCUAAAGCCGAUGCCAUGAAGGAUUUGGCACCUGGAGAUCGCCGAGCAUGGAAGGUGUGCGAGGAGGGUCCGGAGCAUCGAGCCAUGGUGCGGAAGGGUCCGGAAGGGACGGAGGUGCACACGCUGCUGAUGGAGGGGAUCGUGAACGGACCCGUGGAAGCAGCGGUCGCCAUGACUCGCGAUGUCACCUUCUUUAAAGAAUGGUGGCCGCAGCAGAACAUGCCUGUGUACAAGGUGAUUGAAAACCGGUACCUGAAGCGAAUUGGCGACGGCUUCGACCUCACCUAUAUGAGGUUCAGAACCCCUUGGCCGUUUCCCGGGAAGGAGUUUGCGUUUAUGCUCUUGAGCGUAUACGACGCCAACACGGGCAUGGUCACCACGGUCCUGCAGACGCCGCCAGAAGACAACGCUCUCAUCGACCCAGCCAAGCACGGUUUCCCCCGAGAAGCUGUUCCACCUGUACCCUCCGGCGUGGUCCGCAUGGCCAUCAACGGUGGCUUCACCGUGAAGGACCUGGGAGAGAAUCGCUGCCACUAUCGGGGAAUCUUCACCGUCGAUCUCAAGAUGCCGCCCGCACUGGUCAACUUCGUCACCAAGGGGUUUGGCGGGAUGCUGUUCACGGUGUUCAGUAAGGAGAUCGAAUCGGAUCUGGCGGAUACGAAGGGCAGCAAGGGGAGGGCGUUCCGGAAGGUUCUGGAGGAGGAGCAGCUGUAUGUGCGGAUCAGAGAGGCCAUGCUGGAGCACCGUGCCCGGAAGGAGAAGCAGGGGGGGAGACUUGGGGGAGGAGGGAGAGGAGGAGUGUCAGCAGCAGUGGCAGAAGCAGCAGCUGCAGGGGCGGGCGGAACAGGGAUGGGAGGGGAUGGGGUGGAGGACGACGAAGAGUGGGAUGGAGGAGAGUCGGAGGCACCAGGGGUACAAAUCGCCGCAUGA
Closterium sp. Yama58-4 is the source of this 1104-nucleotide messenger RNA. The record is from the annotation of a GenBank genome assembly. Lineage: Eukaryota; Viridiplantae; Streptophyta; Zygnematophyceae; Desmidiales; Closteriaceae.